This is a messenger RNA of Patella vulgata (common limpet), 3423 nucleotides long. RefSeq names its product alkylated DNA repair protein alkB homolog 8. The record is from RefSeq and is a predicted model, not a curated record. Gene Ontology annotation, biological process: tRNA wobble uridine modification. Gene Ontology annotation, cellular component: cytoplasm; nucleus. The transcript is spliced from 11 exons. Bases 1 to 1965 code for a protein of 654 amino acids. NCBI's taxonomy places the organism in Eukaryota, Metazoa, Mollusca, Gastropoda, Patellidae. Gene Ontology annotation, molecular function: S-adenosylmethionine-dependent methyltransferase activity; tRNA binding.
AUGGCAGCCCCCAUGACAAAAACAAAAUUGUCCAAGUCAGAAAAGAAAAUUAACAAAAAACUCAAUCGUUCUAUGCAACUGAUAUGCAAAAAAGAUAAAAUAGAAACUACAACCGUUGCUUCAAAUGUUUUGUGUGUUUAUAAUGGUGGAUUGGAUGUAGGGGUCUGUCAAGAAGCAGUUUAUGAAUUAUUUAAAGAAUAUGGAGAAAUUACUGAGAUUAUCAUGAUUCCACAGAAAGCGUAUUGUUUUGUCUGCUACCAGAAUGAGAAAGAUUCUGAAAGGGCAUGUGAUGCAUUAACCGGUCACAAUAUGAAAGCAGAUGGACAAGAUUGUAAAUUAAAUAUAUUUUAUGUUAGCCAAGUUCCCCCAAGUAUAGGACCAACAUCAACCAUACCUCCAGGUUUAAUUCUGUUAAAAGAUUUUAUAAGUGAAGAAAAAGAAGACCAAUUGUUAAAAUAUAUUGAAUGGCAAGAAGGAACAGAUCAAGAUUUCAAACUUAGAAAAGUAAAACAUUAUGGAUAUGAAUUUGAUUAUGCUGUGAAUAUUGUGGAUCCAAAUAAACCAUUGGCACAAGGAAUACCUGACAUAUGUCAUGAUUUUCUACAUAAAGCUAAAGACAUGUCAGUUAUAAAAUACAUACCUGAUCAGUUAACGAUCAGUCAGUACCCACCUGGUCAAGGUAUGUUGUCUCAUGUUGACACUGUGGGUGAUUUUGAAGAUGGAAUAAUGUUAUUAAGUCUUGGAUCACAGGUUUUAAUGGAAUUUCACCAUCCUAAAGGUGAACAUCUCUCCCUUGUGUUACCCCCAAGAAGUUUAUUAGUCAUGACAGGCGAAUCUACAUAUAGGUGGUCACAUGGUAUUACGCCACAGAAAACUGAUAUUAUUAAUUCAGCAGAUGGUCAAUUUAAAGUAGCAAAACGGGGAAUACAAACUUCUUUUACUUUUAGAAAAUUGGCUAUCAAUAAAGGGUCACUUGAAAACAAUGCAUCAUCAGAUCAUGAUGGAAAAGAAAGAAUUUGUUUACCUAAUACAGAAGAAGAAGCAAUAAGUUUAGAACAACAACAUGUACAUCAAGUUUAUGAAGAAAUAGCAGAUCAUUUCAGUAGCACACGUCACUCUCCGUGGCCUCAAAUAGUAGAUUUUCUAAAAGAACAGCCUCUAGGAUCAAUCAUGGCUGAUAUUGGGUGUGGAAAUGGGAAAUAUCUUGGUAUAAAUAAAACCAUAUAUUCUAUAGGAUCAGAUAGAAGUUUUGGUCUUGUAAAAAUCUGUCAAGAGAGAUGUUUUGAAGCUCUGGUAUCCGAUGUGAUGUCUAUACCUUUACGAUGUAAUAUAUGUGAUGUUUGUAUAUGUAUAGCAGUUAUACAUCAUUUAUCAACUAAGGAGCGACGUUUUGGAGCUGUGCGAGAGUUGUUGAGAAUUUUACGACCUGGCGGCAAAGUUUUAAUAUAUGUUUGGGCUUUAGAACAGGAGAGACACAAAGUGAAAUCUAAAUAUUUGAAACAACAAAAAAAACUGAAUUCUGUGAAUAGUGAUAAAGUAUCUGAGAAUAAAGAAUCACCCCAAAAUGUAAUUUUAGAAAAUGUGCCUGGAGCUGAUGAAUCAUCAUUAACAAAAACUGUGUCAACAGUAGAAUCAAACCCUACAUCAAAAACAUUGCAAGAAUGUAGUGAACUUAGUCUGGAAGAUGGAAAUCAAAACGAUCGAACAGGCAAAAAUAAUAUAAAUAUUCAUGUCAAUAGGACAGAAUUCAAAGAUCAAGAUAUGUUUGUUCCCUGGCAACUUAAAAACAAUGACAAAAAACAAAAGGAUGCUAAUAAUGAAGUACCACCUACAUAUCAUAGGUUUUAUCAUGUUUUUAAACAAGGAGAGUUAGAAGAGUUAUGUACCUUGGCUGGUAAUUGUGAUAUUGUAAAAAGUUAUUAUGAUCAGGGCAAUUGGUGUGUCAUACUACAGAAAAUAUCAUGAGACUCAUAUUUCAGAAUUAAAUAAAAAAUAAAAGUAGAUUUUGAAUCCGCAUUGUUAUAUUAUGAGGAAAUGUUAUAAUCUCAAUUAAAGAUACAUUAUGGGAGAUUCGAUAACGAGUUGGCAGUUCUCACUAUAAUAGUUAAAAACUAGAUAAUGUAAAGGCAAUUUGAUGAAAAUUUCAUUCAAAUUGAUCUACUAUGAACCGAGAACAAAACGAUCAAAUUUCCGCCUAGCCUUGAUCAUCAUUACUAAAGUCAGUACGUUAAACAGCAUAGUCUCGAUUAUCCAUUGAAUCAUUAAAUCGUGAAGAAAAGUUAUGCAGUAAAUCAGCUCACAAUCCACCAAAGAUCGCAGGCUGGCGAUGCCAUCUAGAGUUGAUUAUGGUCUGGAUAGGUUAAUUAGGUUUGAAGAUGAGCAUACUCUGUUUACGACUUCAGCUAAGCGGAAUAUAAACAAUUUAAUUGGUCAAUGGUUUGGGACACCUUCUAAUUGCAGUAGAAUGUUCAAACUUGGCGUAGGGGGGAUGGAUGGUCGAAUAGUUAGCACAUGGGCACUGUAUCAUAAGGUCUGUCAUUGAUUCAACUGGUGUUGUUUCGAUUCCACGGUUGUAUGUGACAAUGAGUAGGGGUACCUGUCCAACCUCAUGGAUUUUCUCUGGGUCCUCUGGUGGUUUCCUCCCACUGCUAAAGACCUCUACGCACAAGCAAAUUUUUGACAUAAAAAUUGAACCAUGGGUUAGUCCCGGAAUGACCUAGUUUGUGUUGAGUGGACAUUAAACCCCAUUUCUCUCUCUCUCUCUCAAACUUGGUGUAGGUGUUUAUUAGGUGAAUGUCUUGGAGUUCAAAGACGAGAAUACUCUGCUUAGGCUAAGCAGUAAUAUGUUGCCCAAUUUCGAUAGCGAGUAUUUUCUGCUUAGUGUAAGCAGAGCAAUAAGGAAUUUGACUGGCCGAUAUUUGGUUGUUAUGAGUAGAGGGUCUCCGUGAGUAAGAGACUAGUUCACUAACUAUGAGGUCUAAGGGCCCGAUGUUAUCGUUUGACCGAUAAAGCUCCUUUAAAUUUUACAGCCAGGUUUCCACAGUUCAGGAUGGAUGGCCUGGGAAGGAACGACAUCAAGUCAUUUGGGUGGGACAAAAAUCUGAGGUCCUGUCUAUAUGUGGGCAUUCAUGUAAAAGAUGUAAUUUAAAUGGUCUGUUGUUAUAAUAGCUGAACUUGAAUAUUUUCAAGAUACAAAUGCCUAAGAAGAGCAAUUUAAAGAUACAUCAGUUAAGAUUUUAAUAAAGAGUUGUUCAUUCUUGAUAUAACAGUUCAAAAAUAGAUGAUAAAAAAUGAAAAUAUUAAAAAUUUCAGUCAAAUUACUUUAUUCUGAAUGAAGUUAUCAUUGUUGGAGGUUUGGACUAGAAAUAGGUAUCAACUGUCUCCGCACCAUCUCCAUGAAUUGCCGAUCGUUUGAUUGACAGA